Molecule: messenger RNA, 292 nt
Organism: Dentiscutata erythropus
Lineage: Eukaryota; Fungi; Glomeromycota; Glomeromycetes; Diversisporales; Gigasporaceae
Source: the annotation of a GenBank genome assembly
GCAACUAGGUGUCAUUACUGGAGUCAUCGUUUGUGAAGUCUUCGUCCUGGAGCUAGUCUUCGUUGGUGUGGUGUCAUCGUCGAUUUUGGUAUUGUUAUUGAAGUCAUCGUUUGUAGAGUCUUCGUUGCUUCGUUGGUGUUGUGCCGUCAUUGAUUUCGGUAGAUUUUGUGGUGCAUCGUUAUGUUGUGCCGUCGUUGAUUUCAGAGUUGUUGUCCUUAAAGUUAAGGUUACUGUCACUUCAUCUAUGUGUGGAUUUUGUGGUGUCUCUUUACAUGAUGAUUUUGAUGGUUAG